GUUGGACAUAGGAGUGGCAUUGAAAACCUGUGGUGUUGUUUUAUUAUUGCAUGUGUGUGUGAACUGUACUUAGCUUGACAAGAAAACACUAUAGGGGAGGACUAGCUUUCACUAGCUUCAUGUAAUUUCCUACAAAACCCUAAGCAACCACAGUGUAAAAGAAGACAAAGUGAAGCAAAAGAAGAAAAUCAAUUCUGAGUUCACUUUCCUUCCUGCCAAGACUUAUAUAAUGAUCUUGCAUUACCCAAUCUACCUUAGCUUACCUUCUGUCUCCAAAGUAGAAACCUUUGCCCUCAGUUUUUAACUUUCCAAAACCAAUUCAACCUGUUUUUAAAGCUAGCUCCAAAAUGGAAGCUUUCCAUUCCCAGAUUGGCAUUCCCUUUCCAUAUGGCUUUCCUACCACAGUAAUGAACAUACGCAGUAGGACCAGUAGCAGUGCAAAUCACAUUCUUUCCAGCAGCACUUGGAGGAUGGACAGUAGAGUUUGGAGCAGGCUCCCUCAUAAGCUGAUUGAUAGGAUCAUUGCCUUCCUCCCCCCACCGGCUUUUUUCCGUUCAAGAUCAGUCUGCAAGAGAUGGUACAGCCUUCUCUUCUCCAGCAAGUUUCUUGAAUUAUAUCUCCAAGUUUCUCCACACUGCCAUUGGUUCAUAUUCUUCAAACACAAGAGCUUGAAGACCUACAUUUCUCAUAGCAGCAAUAGGGAUGAUGGCUCAGAGAGGGAGACAUAUGAAGGCUACCUGCUUGAUCCUCAGACACUCACAUGGUACCGCUUUUCUUUCCCCUUCGUCCCGACGGGGUUUUAUCCCGCCACUUCCUCCGGUGGAUUGAUCGGAUGGGUUUCGUAUGAGGCGGGCUCAAAGAACAUCCUCUUAUGCAAUCCUCUCAUCGGGUCGCCAUCUUUGGUCCCGAUUGCCCCGACUUUAAGGCCUAGGCUUUUCCCUUCAAUUGGAUCCAACAUCACAAGCUCUUCAAUAGACCUGGUGGUGGCCGGAGAUGACUUGACAUCUCCUUAUGCAGUCAAGAAUCUAACAACAGAGAGCUUCCACGUGGACACAAAUGGGUUUUACUCCAUAUGGGGAACCACUUCUGCUCUCCCAAGACUGUGCAGCUUUGAAUCAGGCAAUAUGGUGUUCGCGGGGGGGAGAUUUUACUGCAUGAAUUCCAGCCCAUUCAGCGUCCUCUUCUACGGCAUUUCGUCGAACACCUGGUGCAAAAUCCAACCCCCAAUGAGGCGGUUCUUGCGCUCGCCGAGCUUAGUGGAGAGCGGAGGACGGCUGAUCAUGGUUGCUGCGGUGGAGAAGAGCAAGCUGAAUGUGCCAAGAAGUCUGAGGAUGUGGGCCCUCCAGGACUGUGGGACCACGUGGGCGGAGAUCGAGAGGAUGCCUCAACAGCUCUAUGUGCAGUUCACAGGAAUGGAGAAUGGGAAGGGGUUCAACUGUGUAGGCCAUGGGAAUUUUGUGGUGAUAACUAUCAAGAAUUCAGACAAGGCUAUGCUGUAUGAAUUCAAGUCCAAGAAGUGGGUGUGGGUCCCUCAUUGCCCCUUUGUUCAUCAAGUUUCAUCCUCACGCGGCGGCGGCGGUGCCGGCGGAGGUGGAGGAGUUGAGCUGCAUGGGUUUGCAUAUGAACCAAGACUAGCUACACCAGUGACUGCACUACUUGAUCAGUUGACACUUCCCUUUUAAUAACUCACUAUGUUUAGUGAACUUUAUCAUUAAUUCAUUAAUUAAUGAUUUCGUAAUUACUGUGAUGCACUCACUUUGUUUUGACUUUGGAGAUUGGAUGAUUAGAUGGAGAAUAUUAAUGUUGUGUUUGGAGAUCAAAAGCGGUUAUGUUGGUUGGAGUUGAAUGGUUUAUUGAAUG
Messenger RNA from Cuscuta epithymum, 1860 nucleotides. The record is from the annotation of a GenBank genome assembly. Lineage: Eukaryota; Viridiplantae; Streptophyta; Magnoliopsida; Solanales; Convolvulaceae.